Scutellospora calospora is the source of this 187-nucleotide messenger RNA. NCBI's taxonomy places the organism in Eukaryota, Fungi, Glomeromycota, Glomeromycetes, Diversisporales, Gigasporaceae. The record is from the annotation of a GenBank genome assembly.
AUGAGUCUUCCAUCGUUAGAAAAUACAUCCACAUCCACAAUACCAACAGAAUUAACAGUCUCGCCAUAUUUUCGUCAGAGUCGAGAAUUUAUGGGCGAUACAAAUGAAAGAAUGGUUGUAGAAAAUGCUGGCCAUAAUUCUACUCCUGUUCCAACUGCUAACAUUGUAACUAUUAGUCCUGUUGUUG